UAAAAUUACAGACUAAAUUACAGACUCUCCUAUGCUCAAAAGAGGUUAGCCGCUCCUCGGUCUCUUUGCCGUCUUUCUCUUCAGUGUGAGCAGCGGUCAUAUAUAUAUAUAUAACAUACGCGUUUCCGUCCGGGGUCCGUCCUGCUUGAUGGAGGCAAAUUCAAAAUCCCAACGGUCACAUUAGCUAGCUAAGCACAUCAUGAGGCAUGAUUUCCAAAUAGCAUGGCCUUUCCGUCCCUUCGCCACCUCCUCGCCAAAUCCUCCUCUCUCCCUCCAAACCCCUUCUCCAAAUGCCUCGCCCUCCGUCUUCCCUUCUCCACUUGUCUGCCCGAGCCGCACUCGCCCCCCACCAAGAGAAGAACCUUCUCCCACAUCUUCCAGCACUGUGCCAAGCACCAAGACUUGAACCCAGGCCGAGAAGCCCAUGCCCAGAUGAUCACUACUGGCUUCGUCCCAACCACCUUCGUUGCCAACUGUUUGAUGCACAUGUACGUCAGGUGCUCGAAUUUAGACUAUGCUCGUAAAGUAUUCGACCGCAUGCCUGAGAAGGACACCAUCUCUUGGAAUGCAAUGAUUUCUGGGUACAGCGAAAGCGGUGCGAUGGGCAUCGCAGAAUCCCUCUUUGAUGCGAUCCCCGAGCGAGAUGUUAUCUCGUGGAAUUCGCUGAUCUCAGGUUAUUUGCAGAACGGGAGUUCUUAUUCAUCCAUCGAACUCUUCUUACAGAUGGGGCGUAGCGGGAUAGAACCAGAUCGUACUACCUUUGCUAUCAUUCUUAAAUCUUGUGCUGCAUCAGAGGAACUUGAAUUGGGUUCUCAGAUUCAUGGAAUGGUACUGAAGAUGGGUCUGGAUUUUGAUGUGGUGACAGGGAGUGCGGUCGUGGAUAUGUAUGCGAAAUGCAAGAGUCUGGGUGAUUCGCUUCAUUUUUUCUUUGAAAUGCCUGAAAGGAAUUGGGUCUCAUGGAGUGCAGUUAUUGGGGGUUGUUCUCGAAAUGAAAAAUUCAUUGACGGAUUGGAGUUGUUCAUGGAGAUGCAGCGUUCAGGAGUAGGAGUGAGUCAGUCAGUUUAUGCGAGUGUUUUCAGAUUAUGUGCAGGUCUGUCCUCAGUUAGAGUGGGCAGUCAAUUUCAUGGGCAUGCGUUGAAGAACAAUUUUAGUACAGAUAUUGUAGUAGGGACUGCUAUUUUGGAUAUGUACACAAAAGGUGAUUGCUUGGAUGAUGCUUUGAGAGUGUUUAAGUGGAUGCCUACCCGAACCCUGCAGUCAUGGAAUGCCAUUGUUGUUGGGUUUGCUCGAAGCAAUCGAACGCUCGAAGCUAUGAAUCUAUUUCAACUCAUGAACAGAUCUGGGGUUGGUGUCGACGAGAUCAGCUUAUCUGGUGUUUUCAGUGCUUGUGCAGAGGUAAAAGGGUAUUUCCAGGGUUCACAAAUUCAUUGCUUAGCUAUUAAAACUAGUUUGAUCUCGGAUAUUUGUGUUAGGAAUGCAGUACUGGAUAUGUAUGGAAAAUGUAAAGCUUUGACGGACGCAUGCGAUAUUUUUGAGGAGAUGGACCGAAGAGAUGCUGUCUCCUGGAAUGCUAUUAUCACAGCUCUUGAGCAGAAUGGACAGUAUGAAGAGACGCUGGCACAUUUCAGUCAGAUGUUACGUUGCGGCAUGGAACCUGAUGAGUUCACUUAUGGCAGUGUUCUUAAAGCUUGUGCAGGAUUGCAAUCUUUGGAUAAUGGAAUGAAGGUCCAUGACAAGAUUAUCAAGUCAGGACUUGGUUUGGAUUCAUUCAUUGGAAGUGCUCUUGUUGACAUGUAUUGUAAAUGUGGGAUGAUGGAAGAAGCUCAGAAACUUCACCAGAGAAUAGAGAAGCAAACACUUGUAUCAUGGAAUGCCAUCAUAUCUGGAUUUUCUCUUCAGAAACAAAGUGAAGAGGCUCAGAAUUUCUUCUCUCAGAUGUUAGAUAUUGGGAUAAAACCUGACAACUUCACAUAUGCCUCGGUACUUGAUACUUGUGCGAACCUUGCCAUGGUUGGUCUAGGGAAGCAAAUCCACGGUCAGAUUGUCAAGCAAGAGUUGCAGAGGGAUGUGUUCAUAUCAAGCACUCUGGUGGACAUGUAUGCUAAGUGUGGGAACAUGCAGGAGUCUCUUUUAAUAUUCGAAAAGAUGCAUGAACGGGACUUUGUGUCAUGGAAUGCCAUGAUUUGUGGUUAUGCUUAUCAUGGCCUUGGAUUAGAGGCACUUAGAAUGUUUGAGAGGAUGCAACUAGAGAAUGUGAGACCGAAUCAUGCAACAUUUGUAGCAGUUCUUCGAGCUUGUGGGCAUGUUGGUUUGGUUGAUGAUGGCAUGCACUACUUCCAAUUGAUGACCAACCACUACAAAUUGGAGCCUCAAUUGGAGCACUAUUCAUGCAUGGUGGAUAUAGUAGGGCGCUCAAAGGGCAUCCAUGAAGCUUUAAAUCUCAUCAAUGACAUGCCAGUUGAAGCUGAUGCUGUUAUAUGGAGAAAUCUUUUGAGUGUCUGCAAGAUCCAUCGAAAUGUAGAGGUGGCAGAAAUGGUGGCAAAUAAUAUACUGCUGCUGGAUCCUGAAGAUUCUGCAGCUUAUAUUCUUCUGUCAAAUAUAUAUGCAGAAGUCGGCAAAUGGGGGGAAGUUUCCAAGAUAAGGAGGAUAAUGAGGCAGAGUAGGAUGAAAAAGGAGCCUGGUUGUAGUUGGAUUGAAGUGAAGAACGAGAUGCACGCCUUUCUUGUGGGAGAUAAGGCUCACCCAAGAUGCGUGGAGAUAUAUCAGAGGCUAGAUGAGUUAAUUUGUGAGAUGAAAUGGGCUGGAUAUGUGCCUAAUUUAGAUUCUUUCCUUGAGGAUGAGGAAGAGGAGAGAAGAGAUCAGAAAGAGCAGCUCCAAUUUGGUAAUGUUUGAUCCACCAAAAUGUGGUCUUUCGGGCAAAUUUAUCGUUAGGACCAGGUUAUGACUGCAUUUGAUAUGUCUGUUCAAAGCAGCUAUAUAUUCCUCCAGUGGAAGAAGUACAAAUCAAUGCAUCUUUCCCUUGGUUAAAAAAAUGGGUGGACUUCUACAAGAAAAAAAAAAAGGGUGGCCUAGUGUACGAGGCUUCCGCUAUUACUUGUCUAGGAUGGGUUAGAUGUAUGCAGUCUUGCCCCUGCUUGCGGAGAAGCCAUUUUCAUGUUUCAGGCUCAUGACACCCAAGUUACAAUCAAGCAACCUCACCAUUGUGCCAAGGCUCAUCCUUAAAAUGUUGGACUUCUGUGUUCUGAAAUUAAUCCUUUUUGUGCAGCAUAUACAAAUUCAAAGUGUCAAAAUAUGUUUCAAAGACCCCUUAAAAAAAUAAUCAAGGUUUUCCUUAACCUUUUUUCAAUUACUAGAUAUCCAUUUGGCUAUGAAGCAAAAGCCUGAGGUAUAUUAGCACCCUCACGAAUGACAGAGCUAGCUUACAUCGGGUGUUUGUUUCAGCAUGAUCCAAAUACUCUAGCAUAAUUUUGGAAGGAAGAAAUCAGGUUGAAUGUUGGUCAAUAAGGUUUCGAUCUUUUAUGGAUCAUUCUUUUACGAGCAAGCUCCCAAUUCUUGUAAUGUAUAUUUUUAGUGAUAAUGCAUAUUUUUUUAAUUC
Phoenix dactylifera (date palm) is the source of this 3595-nucleotide messenger RNA. Its product is annotated as Pentatricopeptide repeat (PPR) superfamily protein. Gene Ontology annotation, biological process: RNA modification. NCBI's taxonomy places the organism in Eukaryota, Viridiplantae, Streptophyta, Magnoliopsida, Arecales, Arecaceae. Gene Ontology annotation, molecular function: protein binding; RNA binding. The record is from RefSeq and is a predicted model, not a curated record.